Betta splendens (Siamese fighting fish) is the source of this 1410-nucleotide messenger RNA. RefSeq names its product iron-sulfur cluster assembly factor IBA57 (gene iba57). Gene Ontology annotation, cellular component: mitochondrial matrix. Gene Ontology annotation, molecular function: protein binding. The record is from RefSeq and is a predicted model, not a curated record. NCBI's taxonomy places the organism in Eukaryota, Metazoa, Chordata, Actinopteri, Anabantiformes, Osphronemidae. The transcript is spliced from 3 exons. Bases 104 to 1198 code for a protein of 364 amino acids.
CGCGCAGUGCAUUGUGGGUUUUCAAAAUGGAGCCGCAGAAGCAGCUGUCAGUUGCUGUGCUGAGCUGAGGCGCUAGCUUCUCUUACUCAACACGCAGCUCUGCAUGUUCAGCAUGGGGCUUUGGGGUUUGGCGAGAGGGGCGUUCGCGUCCAGCCGCUGCUUCGGCGUUUACACGAGUGGAGCGGCCGCUCCGUGGUGGUGCGUGACGCGGCUCCCCGGUGUGAGGACGUACGGCGACGCCGCGGCCAACGGCAGGGAUGCCCCGCGGCCGUGCGUGUGCUACCGUCUGCCCCACAGGACGCUGGUGCGGAUCCAGGGGCAGGACACGAGCGCGUUCCUCCAGGGGAUCAUAACCAACGACGUGGGGCUGCUGAGGGAGCCCGGUGUCGGAGCCGUGUACGCGCACAUGCUGAAUGUCCAGGGAAGGACGUUGUAUGACAUCCUGUUGUACAGUAUAAAGGAAGAUGACUCUGGGAACAGCAUUUUCCUGGAGUGUGACACAACAAUUAAGGACUCGAUGUUAAAACAUCUGAAGGUGUACAAGGUCCGCAGAAAGGUCACCAUUAACCCCUGCCCAGAGCUCUCUGUGUGGGCAGUGCUCCCCACGUGUAAAAGCAUAGGUCAAGAGAAAUCCAAUACGCCUGAGCUUUCGUCUCCUGAAAAGGCUUUGGUUUGGGAAGCGGAUCCUCGAAUUCAGGAAAUGGGCUGGAGAUUGGUGUCAGACGCACAGGUUGACCCCGUGGAUAUUGUUGCAUCGUGUCAGAAAGGUGACACAGAGGAAUAUCAUAGACAUCGUUAUGAAAUAGGACUUCCAGAGGGAGUGAAGGACCUUCCUCCUGGCGUGGCACUACCACUGGAGUCUAAUCUCGUCUACAUGCAGGGGAUCAGCUUUAGCAAGGGCUGUUACAUUGGCCAGGAGCUCACAGCCAGGACACAUCACACUGGGGUGGUUCGAAAGCGCUUGAUGCCAGUACGCUUGUCAUCUUCAGUCCAGGACCUCAAGGAAGGAGCCUCGCUGCAGACGCAGUCGGGCAAGCCAGCUGGGAAGCACCGAGCCGGGGCAGGAGAACUGGGUCUGAGCCUAAUCCGCAUGGAACACGCCAAAGAGGUGUUAACGCUCAGAUCUGCUGAUGAUCGCACUGUGACACUUGAGACAUCUGUGCCAGACUGGUGGCCUAAAGAUGCAAGUAUCAACUGAAGAGAAGAAUACAUUGCAUCCCCCUAACAUGUGACACAUAUCACAUCUGACACACUUGUCCUUGGUAGAACCCUGAAGUACAGUAUGUUACUCUGUCACACUGCCUAGCACUAGCGUGGCACCAAUCCAGUAGUUUUGUUACAGAUGUUGUUCAGCACUACAGCUAAUUAUACCAAAUGUGAUUUUGAAUAAAUAUGCAAAUGGAAACUCAA